Aspergillus fijiensis CBS 313.89 is the source of this 2034-nucleotide messenger RNA. Its product is annotated as branched-chain amino acid aminotransferase, cytosolic. Gene Ontology annotation, molecular function: branched-chain-amino-acid:2-oxoglutarate transaminase activity. Gene Ontology annotation, cellular component: mitochondrion. The coding region runs from base 355 to 1596 and encodes 413 amino acids. Gene Ontology annotation, biological process: L-leucine biosynthetic process; L-valine biosynthetic process. The record is from RefSeq and is a predicted model, not a curated record. NCBI's taxonomy places the organism in Eukaryota, Fungi, Ascomycota, Eurotiomycetes, Eurotiales, Aspergillaceae. The transcript is spliced from 4 exons.
GAUAGUCAAUUCAUCCAAGGGCGAACAAGUCACAGAGCUUUAGACCCAGCUGUGAUCUGUGAUAGCACAAUUGGAGCAAACUCGACUUAGAAAUUGCGGCCUCGCGUUCCAAUCUGUGGUCUGGGCAUAAGCCAUCUUCAGAUACUAAUUAAGUCCUUUUAUCUGUGGAUCUUCCGGAGUUGUGCCCCGGGUCCGUUGAAAAAGAGUCAUCAAGUGCUUUUCUCCGCCUUUUUAAAGCUCCGCAACCGCCAACCCCCAAAUUAACCUCAACAGUCUUUGGUGAUAGUGCAGCACAGGGUUGAUUGAGUGCUCUCUACUUCAUUAUCUUCACAUUGUUUGCGGAUCACGCUCACGAUGCGAUCUUUCCAGGUUGCCCGCCGUCGGGCGUUACUACAGAGCUUCGUUGCCCCUGGCGCCCCCCAAAACUCCGCACUGAGUCAAUUAUGGAAGAGAUGCUUCAGCGCAACACCAACUGCUGCUUCCAGCUUAGCUGGUCUUGAUCCUUCCAAGCUUACAGUUACCAAGACGAGCACGCCCAAAGAGUUGACGGCCGCCAAGGACCUUGUCUUCGGAAAGACCUUCACUGACCAUAUGCUUUCGAUUGAAUGGACAGCGGCUGAUGGCUGGCACACCCCCCAGAUCGUUCCGUACCAGAACCUGAGCCUCGACCCCUCAGCCUGUGUGCUUCACUAUGCAUUCGAGUGCUUCGAAGGUAUGAAGGCAUACAAGGACAACAAAGGCCAAAUCCGGCUGUUCCGCCCGAACAAGAAUAUGGCACGUUUGAACAAGUCGUCUUCCAGAAUUGCGUUGCCCACCUUCGACGGCGAGGCUCUGACCAAACUGAUUGGAGAAUUCGUGAAGCUGGACAGCAGAUUCAUCCCGGAUGCUCGAGGAUACUCGUUAUACCUGCGUCCCACGAUGAUUGGCACUCAAAAGACUCUUGGUGUCGGACCCCCAGGUUCCGCCCUUCUAUUCGUGAUCGCAAGCCCUGUUGGCCCUUACUACCCCACUGGCUUCAAGGCUAUCUCUCUUGAGGCCACCGACUAUGCAGUCCGCGCUUGGCCCGGUGGCGUGGGAGACAAGAAGCUAGGUGCGAAUUACGCACCUUGUGUUCUGCCUCAACUCGAAGCUGCCUCCCGGGGUUUCCAGCAGAACCUGUGGCUUUUCGGAGAGGAGGAGUAUAUCACUGAAGUUGGCACGAUGAAUCUCUUCGUCGCAAUGAAGAACAAGGAAACUGGUCAGAAGGAGCUGGUGACUGCACCAUUAGACGGGACAAUCCUUGAAGGUGUCACUAGAGAUUCGGUGUUGGCUCUGGCAAGGGAAAGACUGGUGCCAAAGGGGUGGGCUGUCGCAGAGCGCAAAGUCAGGAUGACUGAGCUUGCUGAAGCAGCUCAGGAGGGAAGACUAAUUGAGGUCUUCGGAGCCGGAACCGCGGCCAUUGUGAGCCCCGUACGAAAGAUUAGCUACAAGGGUCAGCUGGUCGACUGCGGUCUGAAGGAAAACGAAGAGGCUGGGGAAAUCGCCUUGCAAAUGAAGAACUGGAUCGAGGGUAUUCAGUAUGGUGACGAGGAGCAUCCGUGGAGCUACGUCCUAUAGAGUCAGAUUUAAGGAUAGGAGUUGAUGUGUUCUCAACAAUCAUUGCAUGUGUGGGUGCGUGUGUGUGCGCGCGCGCGUGGUUUAUGUCGUCUCCCAUAGACGAAUCAAAACGUUUGAUUCAAGAUCAAGGGGCGUUGUAUGGCUCAUGGUGGUUUUGAUGGACCGAAAACACAAAUAACAAUAUGUUCAUGGUUAAUCUCUGAGCGUUACCUGAGGCUAGAGCAGUUAAAACUCAUCUUUUCAGUGCUCCUGCGACUUUGAUUCUGGUUCAGACGGAGAUUUUACUGUAUACCAACUCGUCCAAGACACCGUUCCGGGGCCAAAUGCACGGCAAGCAUCGCCACCGAGCUAUCAUGUUCAAGUCUAGGCAAACAGACAUUGAGAGAAAGCCGAUCGGUGACGCUAGGUCUCAGGACAUUGAAUAAGGCCCACAUUGUC